Messenger RNA from Dermochelys coriacea (leatherback sea turtle), 3198 nucleotides. RefSeq lists its product as uncharacterized. The transcript is spliced from 2 exons. The record is from RefSeq and is a predicted model, not a curated record. Lineage: Eukaryota; Metazoa; Chordata; Testudines; Dermochelyidae. The coding region runs from base 667 to 1755 and encodes 362 amino acids.
GUUAAGCCAUAGUCCAUGCUGCCCAUAUCCCCCUGUAUCAUGGGAACAAUGCUCCUUUAUCUUGUUGGGAACAUUUGCCAGCCUGACUCCUGAUCCUUGGGUUGCUCUAAGUACCUUGGCUUGCUUUCCCAGAGCGCUGAUCCCCCAUUCUCCAGCUAGCAUCGGGGAGCCUUGAGUGCGACUAUCCCCCCAAAAUCAAGUUCUGAGCUGGCCCCCCCAAACCCAGAGGCCAUUUCUGAAAACUUUGGUUUGAACAUUGCAGCAGCUUUGGGAGCCUAAAACGUCAGGGACUGAAUAAGGGCAAAGUCUUGUUCUUAAUGGUAUCGUUUAGAGUUGCUCCUCCCCACCCCAAUCUCAGCUCUCCAGCCCUUGUCCCAGGAUAGGAUUCUGUUCAUCAAAGCCAUAGGUAGGGUGACCAGAUAGCCCGAUAAAAUCGGGACUGUCCUGAUUUUUAGGUCUUUGUCCCGCGUCCCAACUGAUGCACAGUCGGGACGCCAUUUGUCCCGAUAUUGUGGCUUUGGCCGCUCUGGUGGUUUUUGGGGGUUUUUUGCUUCGGGAACUCCGGCCACUUUUUUUUUUCUUUUCUUUUUUUGCUUCCCCCAUGUGUCCUGAUAUUUUCUCCGUUUCAUCUGGUCACCCUAGCCGUAGGUCCCACCAUGCUGUCUUAUGGAGACUGUAAUCUCUUCUCGGCUGGGACUCCCUCUUACUACAUUGCCGAACACCAUGCCUACAAUAGUCCCCAAGAGCAAAGCCCCAGGGGUCGAUUUCUGCGGCGUGAACGAAUAUUACUACAUCGUCCGCUCAGACCUGGGCUGCUACAUGCGGUCGACCAAUUUCAACGAAGGAAAAGAUCUGAACGUGUAUAGUCUGCACCCCUCCUGCCAGGGCGGGGAGCACUAUCUCGCCCACCAGGAUGACCUCUUCUACAUCAUCAAAGGAGGGGCUUAUCGCCGUGUGUCCAACAUGAACACGGACACAGCAGCCGUAGUCUACAAUCUCCACCCCAAUUGCCAGGGAGGAGACCAUUAUCUCUCAGCCUUUGGGUCCUUCUACAUUGUCUUCCAGAGCAAGGGUGUCUACCGCAAGGUCACCAACAUGAACACCGAUUCUGAUGCUGUCGAAUAUAGCCUCCACCCGUCCUGCCGAGAUGGCCUCUAUUACUGGGGUGUCAAGGGCUAUUAUUAUUUUGUCAAGCCCCAUGACGAAUGGGGGAUCCAGUAUUACCGAACCACCAAUUUCCACGAGAACGUGGAUGCUGUAACCUAUUCCUUCCACCCUGAUGUGGUCAACUUCCUCCCUGGUGGGUUGGCUAUCACCCAGGGUUCAGCUUUCGGCACCUGGGAGGCCAUCAAGACCAUCUCCAAUGAUUCCAACACACCCAUUACCUGGAACAAGAAGAUCACCAGGAAGGUGGGCUAUGCCAAGGAGAAGAUGAGCAGCAUAGAGCACAACUGGAGCGUGAGCAUCUCAGCAUCAUAUCAGUCAGGAGCCCUCACCGAAGCCAUUGCCAAGUACCAGUUCUCCCUCACUACUCAAUACGGCGGGAAAAGCAUCAACACGGAGAAGGAGAACUGGAGCGAGGCCACCGACGUGGAAGAGUCUGUCAACCUGACCCUGCAGCCGAAAGAGAAGAUCUACAUAUGGCAGUACCAGCUGGGCCUGGGCAAGAAAAGCGUCUUGUUCUGCCGUGACAUGAAAUUCAACGACAAUCCAAACCCACCUACUGAAGUGCCCCUGCCGCCUUCUAACCAGUGAUCUGAAAUAGGGAGGCCCCAGGAAUACCUAAGAGCCUGCUCGCUGCCUUGCAGUAUUGCUAAGAAUUGGGGUUGUCGGGGGUAUAUUUAGGGUUAGUAUUUUACAGGAGUCGUAGUGGCUUUGCAGUGCAGGGUGUUUAGUGAGGCCCAGUCUGCCCUAGGAAUAGCCGCUAGGAUUAAGAUACAGAGACACAACUCUGCAAUCUACCAUAAUGAUUGUACCAUGGGCUUCCAGAAAACCGGUUGCCAACGGGUUUGCAGCUAACAUGGCUGGAAAAGCAUUUCCUGAGCCAGCUUGGACAGAGCAUUUUCUCACUCUUUGACUAGAAGGAUCAAUGCUGCAGCGUCCCCACCCAGCUGAGCCAUGCUGAGCACAUACUAUUACUCCUGGGGGGAUUCUGCACCAAAAAAUUAAAAAUUCUGGGCACAAUAUUUUAAAAUUUGGCAAACUAUCACAUAUAUUAUUUAUCAAAAUAACACUAUAUAACCACACCAGUUUCAAUUAUUUUUUGAUAAUUUAUUUCAAAAUACCUGUAACAACACAGACACACAAAAAUUUCCCCCUGUUUCUCUGGCCCCUCCCCGGCAGAGCCAAGGAGAGGGGCCAGCCACUUGCACCCCCUCCCCGCAGAGCCCAGGAAUCCAGGGGGCAAACAGCCUGAUGCUGGGUCCUGAGCUUGUGUGGCGUUUCCUGCCCGCUGCUGCCUCCUUCUUACAUGGGGUGCGGCGAACUGCAGCUGCUGGGAACCCUCCAGUUCCUCCCCCGCCUCUUACCGGCAAUGUCCUCUAUGUGCGAGCUGGGCUCGGCCGGGUCCACAAGCCCCUAGUGGUGGCCAGCAGGACUGCAGCCCAUUUCUGGUCGCGGGGCGGAAAGCAAAUUCUGUGCGCACAACAUUAAUUUUUGUGCAAAUUCUGCAUCGCGCAGUGGUGCAGAAUUCCCCCAAGAGUAACAUACACACCAGCUUCAGGCGGGUUUGUACUUCACAUGGCUCCACCGUGCCUCCGCUGCUACUCCCCGUGCUAACAGAUGCAGAUGCAUUGCUAUUUGCACUCGCACGAGUAUAUGUGCAUGAGCAAAUCACACCCUACCUCAUAGUGCAGACGUCGCUCUGGCUCCACUCCCCUGUCACACGGGAACAAGAGGUUUGCUCAGGGAGCGCUGUGACUACUCCUCUGCAAGCCGGGAUUUUAGGCAGGAGUUCGGUGGCUCACUCCCAGACGUACAAUCAGCUCUGGGAUUGGGAAGUAAUUACACGGCCGGCAGAGAUCACCACCCCUCAGUGGCCCGCACAAAUCACAGGGGAAAGGGGAAAGGGUGGGGAAAGAGCCGCAGUGUGUUUUCUCAGUCACAUAGGGUUGUGUGUAGUUUUAUUUUGUGCCUGUUGUUACUUCUGGCUAUGAAUUAGCCGAGUCAGUUUUCUCGAGGGCUCGUCUUUACUAGAAG